GAUAAGAUAUCCAUGAGAUGAAAAGAGUAUACUCUUCUAAAAUAUUGUAUGAGAAGCUUUCUAAUUAAUUUCUAUAGUAUACUAUUGACUCAAACAGCUUAUAUAUAAAUACUUAAAUAGAAAGCUUCCAAGGAAAUCUACCAAAGAUUUCAGGGCAAGCUAAAGCUACCAAGGGAACACUUGGUUAUUUAUAAAUAGACUAUAACUUCCAUUAUAGCAACCAUACCAUUUCCAAAAUCAAGAAACAAAACUUUAUACAAUAAUGGCUGCUCCGAUCAAUUUGUUAUCGCUCUUCAUCAUCUUAACCUUACAAACCUCCCUCGCCAUCCGCAUCAACAAACCAAACCCACCGGCUUUUCUACUUUCCUUGAUCAAAGACAAAGCCACGUUUCUCUACUACACAAACCUCAACCUCGGUAACAACAAUCACUCUCCUCUCACUCACAGCCUCGCCGUCGAUCUCGGCGGUGGCUCAUCCGUUCUUCUCCGUUGCAACACCGCCGUAAAAUCCACAAGUUACCUCCCAAUCCGCUGCGACUCCGCUAAAUGCAAACAAGCCAAGCUCGACUCGUUCUGUUUCAACAAGACCGCCACUUGUGGCAAAUACGUUUCCACUUCCUUCACCGAGCAUCCACUCAACACACUUCUCGGUCUUGACUCCGUCUCUCUUCUCAUCUUGAAACGUAACGGCGUCACUAAAACCGUCCACUCAUCGCUGACUUUUAUUUGCACCAACGACGCCAACGCCUUGAAACUCAUGCCGGAGGUUGUUAACGGAACCAUCGGUCUUGGAAAGUCCUUGAUCUCACUUCUGUCCCAGCUCGCGUCCAUGCACAAAACCCCGCGAAAAUUCGCUCUCUGUUUGCCCUCUAAACCAUCCGGUUUAGGGAGCCUUCUCAUUGGAGGAGGCUCUCCUUACACUAACGAUGUCUUCAAGAACUUAGCCUCAACUCCUCUGAUUGUUGACAGAUCUUCCGGUCGGUACUUCAUUGACGUGAACUCCAUCGAAAUCGCUGGAAAGAACGUUCCUUUGAAUAAGAAAAGCCGUGGAAACGCUAUGAUAUGUUCAUUGGCUCCUUUCACCAUCUUGCAGACUUCCACUUACAAGGCUAUGGUUAGGGAAUUCGUGAGAGAAGCUAAGCUGUUGAAAGUCGCAAAGGUGAACCCUUUCGAGGCAUGUUUUAGCUCCAAAGGGAUGGAAAGUGCAACGGCGGUUCCGGUGAUUGAAUUGGUGGUGAACGGGGGAGCUAAGUGGAGGAUUAAUAGGUGGAACUCGCUAUUGAAGGUGAAAAGAGAUGUGGUUUGUUUAGCGUUUUUGGACGGAGGUGUGAAUAUGAAGACAAUGGAGAUGGUGAUCGGAGGUUAUCAGAUGGAAGAUCAUCUUGUGGAGUUUGAUCUCGAAGCUUCCAAGUUCACUUUCUCGUCUUCGCUUUUACUUCGCAAUACUUCUUGUACCCAACACAUGAUUUUAUAAUCUUAAUAACAUAAAAUAAACAACAACCGAGGGAUUAUUAAUUUAUUAUAAUAGAGGAUAUAUUAUGAAUACCAUUAGUGUAAUAUAAUGUUAAUAUCGUUAGUGUAAGGAGAGUGGUCGUGCGUUUGACAUUUUGA
Molecule: messenger RNA, 1611 nt
Organism: Camelina sativa (false flax)
Lineage: Eukaryota; Viridiplantae; Streptophyta; Magnoliopsida; Brassicales; Brassicaceae
Source: RefSeq, a predicted model, not a curated record